Messenger RNA from Galeopterus variegatus (Sunda flying lemur), 918 nucleotides. Its product is annotated as L-amino-acid oxidase-like. Gene Ontology annotation, molecular function: polyamine oxidase activity; L-amino-acid oxidase activity. The record is from RefSeq and is a predicted model, not a curated record. Lineage: Eukaryota; Metazoa; Chordata; Mammalia; Dermoptera; Cynocephalidae. Gene Ontology annotation, biological process: amino acid catabolic process.
AUGAUCGGGGACCUGUUGAAUGCAGAUGCUGGCUACUAUGAAGCCUUUAUAGAAACUUUGCAUGACAGCAUCUCCUCCUUCCAGGAGCCCUGGUUUGAUGAAAUCACUGGGGGCUUUGACCAGCUCCCCCAGGCCCUGCACGAUGCCUUUUUGAUGGGGACAGUCCACCUCCAUUCACCAGCAGAGGAAUUGGAGACAUCUGGAGACCGCAUCCACAUCAUUCACCAAACACCCGAUCCUCUGCAGCCCCGGGCUCGUCCGACCGCCGAUUGUGCGGUGGUGGACAGCACAGCCAAGGCUGCCUGGCUUCUCUGUUUUCAGCUGCCUCUCUCCCCAGACAAGGAGGAUGUAUUGCAUUCUGUCCACUACAGCAGCACCACCGAAGUGAUCCUGGCCUGCAUGCAGCGUUUCUGGAAAUGCAACAGCAUCUUCGGUGGCAAGUCCAGCACCGACUGGCCUUCCAUCUACUACCCCAAUCACAUCUUCCCCAAUGGCAUAGGGGUCAUCCUGGCCUUCUAUACUGUGGAUGGUGACUCCAUGUUUUUUGCUGCCAUGGACCAUGCCCAGGUGGUGGAUGUCAUCCUGGAUGACCUGGCCGCUGUCCAUGACCACCCCAAAGAGGAGCUCCGGGCCUUGUGCCCCUACUCCAAGAUCAAGCACUGGAGCCAGCACCCUUAUUUCAUGGGCGGCUUCACCUUCUUCACCCCCUGCCAAUAUAUAGACUAUGCCCAGGAGCUCUGCUGGCCAGAAGGGUGGGUCCACUUUGCUGGUGAGCACACUGCCCUGCCCCAUGGCUGGAUUGACACGGCCAUCAAAUCAGGGCUCAGAGCCGCUAGGAGCAUCCAAGAGGCCAUGGGCUUGGCUUUGACAAAGGACCCCAGGGAUCCAAUAAAGCCCCGCUCCAAAAGUGUCCUAUAG